CCCCUCUACGGCGUGCCUCAUAAUCGGAUGGUGGUUUUGGCUCGUAAAACCCCAUAUUUUUUUUAAUGAGUAAUGUGUAAGAGAAAAAGAAAAGUCGCUGCAACAAAUGUGGGAACAUUUAUUUGCCUACAUUUGCUGCCAAACACUGUAAAUGUACUAGAAAGGUACUAGCAAGAGUUUUUGUAACCACAACAUGCUACACUCUGCAUUUUAUAAAGAAGUUUCUCAUAGAAAAAAAAAAGCAUGAGAGCUGUUGUGCUUUUAGCAAUGCAAUGGACUCAAACAUGUUAUACCAUCAAAGUUGCUGCAAUUACUGCAACCUGCUCGUUUGAUGCUUGGAUCAGAGUCCGUGGAACGUAGGUUUCAAUUUUUACCCUCUGUAACGAAUCAGUAGAAUGCAAGAUACAUGUGUUGACGUUUCUACUGCCUUUAUUUCAGAUUUCCUGCCCUGGAAAGAUAAUGUGGAGAGCAAGACUUGCAGCCAUUUUGUUGCUUCUACUGGAAGAAAAGAAAAUUCGUCAGGAGUGUUCAGGCGGUAUCUAAAUUGUCACCGUUCCGGGACAUAUAUAGAGCUCCCUACAACGCAGCGUAAACAUCAGAUUAAAGUGCAAGGCAGUAGCAAAAUAGGCAUACCUUGCUUCGCAAUGCUUGAGGUAACAGAAAGGGAUAGCAAAGUCUUUGUAGUGUUUCAGAAGAACCACUAUGGACACCUAGAUGAGAUAGCUCAUCAGAGGCUCUCUGUGGCUGAGACAAAAGUAAUUGCAGGUAGACUAGCAGAAGGAGUGCCACCGAAGACCAUUUUGCAAAAAAUCAAGGCAGGCACAAGUGCAGCUAGCAGUCGGAUGAAACUUGUCACAAGAGAGGACCUUCGGAACAUCCGUGAUAAGUAUAAUAUUGACAAAGCAGAGCGGCGACAUCCUGAUGAUUUUAUGAGUGUGGAGUUAUGGGUUAAAGAAACGGAAGAAGAGAAGAAAUUAAACACAGGAAUUGAGCUUAUGUGCCCGGAAAAUGAACCAAGUAAGGCAGGCAGUGACUCGCCUCUUUUGUAUUACAGGAAAGAGGGUGAUCCGAGCAGUUCUGAAGGCAACUUUGAGCUUGCCUUGAUUAUCUUCCCACAGAGAGAACUACUUUGUAAGCUAGGAAUUGAGAAAUUGUGUAUUGACUCUACGCAUGGCACAAAUAGGUACAAGUUUCAACUGGCAACACUGCUAACCAUCUCAGAAGAUGGCUCUGGUAUUCUAUGUGCCUACUUGAUUUCCAAGAGAGUUAACACUGAAACCAUGGUGAGGUUUUCGAGGCCAUCAAGGAAAAGGUAGGCGUGAUAGCGUGUAAAGCAUUCAUGUCCGAUGAUGCCCCUGUUUAUGGCAACACAUGGGAGCAAGUGAAGAAGAAUCGGUGGUUGUGUAUCUGGCAUGUGAUGCGCAGCUGGAACGCACACCUCAAUAUGAUUAGUAGUAUAAAGUACAGGGGUGUCACAAGAGAAACCUUGCACGCACUAAUCAAUGCACACGAAACAGAAAUAGAUGAGAAAGUAAAAGAAUUUCUUAACCUACCUUCCAAGUUGCACCCAUAGAAUAACCUUGCUUCCAAAGAUCUAGAUGAUCUGGAAAGCUUUACUAAAUACUUUGAGAAAACUUAUGCUAACAGAGUACUUCAGUGGGCAUAUUGCUAUAGAAAGCAGGUAGGUUUAACAACAAACAAUCACAUUGAAUCAAUGCACAAGACUCUGAAGUACUUCUACUUUGGUGGCCAAGUAAAUGUGCGGCUGGACAAGCUAAUCUAUGUACUUUUUACCUUGACAGCUGACAAACUUUUCAACAGGGCUGUUGCACUUAUAAAAGGCAAAGUCGACCAUCGCAAAUCUGCCAUCUUCAAAAAGCACAAAGUAGGCGUUGGUAUUCAGACAUCCGAUAUUGACAGAGUGGGAGAUGGCGUAUGGCAGGUAAAAUCUCAGAGCAUAGUUAACUUUCAUCACAUCGUGAAAAAGACUGGCAGGACUUGCACAGGUUGUGAGCCCCAUUGAAGCACUGUGAGGCUUGCCAUAACAUGUACACAUGUACAUGUCUUGACCAUGUAACAUAUGUGCACAUGUGCAAGCACAUUCAUGCUGUUGCUUUCAUGGAGCUGCAGUCAAGCAAGUUGCCAAGCCAUGAAGCCAGUUGCCCUGGUGUCACUUUUUAUAACAGUGGUCAAAGCUUUUGUGCGAUUGAUGAUCCCAGCUGCUUAAUGGCCAGUGCUCAAGGUAUCAUGCAGAGCACAUAGCAAUAUUUGAAAGAAGAAAAAACAAAAAAGAAUUGAAAAGUUCAAAGUGCAAGCUGAAGCUGCUUUUCAACAGAUAUUGAAAAACCUUCCUGAAAAAAGUUGCUAGAAGAUGGAUUCUAUACAACAUGACUUAACGAAGUUAGUUAAAAAGCACAAGCUUGCAGACGUGAGAGAACCUGCAGGAGAGCUUAGAUUGGUGCCUGCAAACAAGAACCUUCAGAAACAGCGGAGGUAUGCAGCACCCAAAAAGAGCAAAUCUAAAAUGGCACUAGGUCAUCGGCCAACCAUGCUGGAGCAAGAAGCAAUAAAGCGAGAUCUUUUAGGUGGGGAUAUGAACAGCAAAACCUUAUUUAUUCAUACUGGGAAUGACCAUCAUUACUACAGGCCAGCAAAGUAAGCUUAGUAGUAGUGUGGCAGUAGCUUAGUUUUGUAGAAAGCUAGGGAAGAUGCCGUUUUUGUUUAGACAGGCAGAGUACGGUUGUCAUAAGCAAGGCGUGCUUUGCCUGCACUAUGGCAUAGUUAAGUAUUAUCGGUGUGGCAUGAGGAGCAUUUCUAGGCUAGUUGUGUGCAGUGGGGUGUUGCAAAUGGAUCCAGACGAUUAUGUGCAGCAGUGCGACUGUGGAUUAGAUGGUGGUGUGUUAGAGAGCGAGAGGCACCUCUGAGCUGGUCACACGUGCUGCUUGUAAGUGUAUGCGUACAGUGUAAAUAGACAUUAUAUGGAGACGUGAUGUCCAAUCGGAUGGUGUGUGCAUUAGAGCGCGAGAGGCACCUCUGAGCUGGUCACACGUGCUGCUUGUAAGUGUGUGCGUACAGUGUAAAUAGACAUUAUAUGCAGACGUGAUGUCCAAUCGGAUGGUGUGUGCAUUAGAGCGCGAGAGGCACCUCUGAGCUGGUCACACGUGCUGCUUAUAAGUGUGUGUGUACAGUGUAAACAGACAUUGUAUGCAGACGUGAUGUCCAAUCGGAUGGUGUGUGCGUUAGAGCGCGAGAGGCACCUCUGAUCUGGCCACACGUGCUGCUUGUAAGUGUGUAUGUACAAUGUAAAUAGACAUUAUAAGCAGACGUGCUGUCCAAUUGGAUGGGACAUGCUGCUGGUAGAUGUGCAGUGGGCUUCUGCUAAGCUGAAUGGAUCUGGUUAGCCAUAUUCCUUACACAGUACAAAUAAGACACUUAAUGCAAGCUGGCUUUGAUGGCUUGCCCUUGUUUCAUUACACCAAACUUUGCCAACAUGAACAAAAAGCUCUACACAGUGGGAACAUGAAGUGAUUACAGUUGUCCGAAUGGCCCCUGUGUGCUUUUAAGAGUUCAGAAAAAUGUAACAUUUAAGGGCAAGCAAGAGUGAACUCAUUGGAACAGUGCAGAAAGCAACUGCUGAAUUCCUUGAGGCACUACUACAAGGUGCUGCUGCUGAUGAUGACAGCAAAUGUGCUGAUUCUGAGGCAUCACCAAUAACACACAAUAGCAGUUUACUGUAUUGUCUGUACAAGCCCUCUGAAGUAUUUUGAGAAAGUUUGGAAAGUGUUUUAUCCUGACAACUGAAAUAUGUCACACUGCGUGUGCACAUUGCAGUUAUCAAUAUGCAAUUACAGGCUGUAUAUUACCUUCUUCCUAUAAGACUAGUUUGUGUUGACAAGUGCACACAACAAAACUGCAGCUUUGUUCCUCAUUUAAUUUCACCUUAACAGAGAAUCCACUGUACGUGUACCUAAUGUGGAUGUAUUGCAGGCUUGGCUGUCACUGCACAGCCUGUGAGUGUUUUCCUUGGGCAAUUCGCCUGUUUGAAUAUCGAGUUACCAGGGUGGAAGUAUUUCAAACAAAGGAUAUGUGGUGAGAUGGUUGGAAACUUGAGAUGCAGUUUGCUCCAGAUGAUGCAUCCAAACUAAAAUUAGCACCAAAAGAUUGCACGAGGCAUUUUCUUGCAGCAUAUGUGCAUGAGCAAAAUUUCUGUCAAUCCACAAUCGUGAUGCUGCACUCUGCAAUGAUCUUACAGGUGCACAUUCCAUCAUUGGCUGCCCUGGACCACCUCAGCAGAUUGUCAUCGUGCUACAAGAACACCAAUGUCUUAAUGCUAGUGACCAUAAUAAACAUAUUG
Molecule: messenger RNA, 4354 nt
Organism: Dermacentor andersoni
Lineage: Eukaryota; Metazoa; Arthropoda; Arachnida; Ixodida; Ixodidae
Source: RefSeq, a predicted model, not a curated record